Messenger RNA from Pogona vitticeps (central bearded dragon), 5868 nucleotides. NCBI's taxonomy places the organism in Eukaryota, Metazoa, Chordata, Lepidosauria, Squamata, Agamidae. The record is from RefSeq and is a predicted model, not a curated record.
ACAACAAUUAAAUAUAUAUCAUAAUUUUUUAAAAGAUUAAAAACACUUUUAAUUUUUUUUUUGAAAAAUAUGUAAGUUAAGAAACAACACAUUACUGAGACAUUUAUUGCUUUAAAGACUGCUUGAAGAGAAAAGUCUUUGUCUGAUGACAGAAUGAGAAGAGAAAGUGGGCCAACGUGGCUUCUUGGGGCAGGGUGUGACGAAGCCUGGGAGCAACCACCAGGAAGGCCUUCUCUUGUGUCCUUGCCAAACAAGCUUGGGAAGGUCAUGGAACUGAGAGAACGGCCUUCCCAGAAGAUUUUAAGAGUUGAGAAAGCUCAUAUGAAGUGAUACAAUCCUUCAAAUGGCCAGAACCCAAGCCAUAUAGGGCUUUCUAGGUUACAACCAGGACUUUGAAUUUGGCUAAGAAGGAGACUGGCAGUCACUCUGGGGUACAUUGUAGAGUAUAGUGAGUUUGCACAAAAUAGAGACAGAGAAUCCAACAGCCUAGUCCGUUGCUAGAUGCCCACAUGAAUUGCGUGUAGAAUGUAUGCACAAUGUCCAGAGCCAUAGUAAACAACAUUAGGACAAUUUGCAAUUUCUUUGUGAACAAAUCCUUUUGGAAAGAGUGACUCGAAAGCUGAAACCUACAUUGCUUUGAUGGUAGGGCCGGCCUUAGGUCCAGCUGUCAGCCAUGUAGAUUUGAGGAUUCUAGGAGUUGUCGUCCAAGGAAGCUACUUUUCCAUCUUUGGUUCUGUUGCUCUUCACAUCUGGAUCAAGAGGACGAGAUUCAUACUAGGGAGAUGAAGGCCAAUCUGGGUGGUGGAACACAGCAUUAUCCUUUGGCCAGAGGUCAUGGAAUCUCCCAGGGUGGCUCCUCAACUGGUGAGGUGCCAGGCACUGCAGAGACUGCCCGACAACGUUUUACCUCCCACAGAGCAUCCCAUGAGGGAUACGUGGAACUUCAUGAACUGAUCAUGGACCACAACAAUGAGUUUCGCUGGCUAGAGGCUUCCCAUUGGAUCAAGCUGGAGGAAGACUUUGAUGAUCUGGGGCACUGGGGCAGACCUCAUCUUUCAUACCUGACUUAUCGAAGUCUUCUGGAUGUACGUAGGGCUUUUACCAAAGGAACCAUUCUACUAGACCUAGAAGAGAAGAGUCUAGCAGGAAUCGCCAAUCAGGUGCUUGAUCAAAUGGUCUUCGAAGGGCAACUCAAGACAGAUGACCGAGAGCUGGUCUUGAGAACACUGUUACUUCAGCACAGUCACCCUGAUGGUUCCACUUCAUUAGGCUCGUUUUCUCCUGCACGACUGCAACGGACGGAAGCCAAAGAUGUUGCAGAGCCGCUUUUGCAGGAACACCAACAAAUUGAGAUGAAGAUCUUGCCUUCCAGCUCAGAGAAGGAAGAAUCAACUAGCGGCGUUUUGAAAAAGCCACUUUCAGAGAAGAUUUCACCUGAAGCAGAAGCCACGCUAGUCCUGGUUGGCUGUGCCAGCUUCCUGGAGCGCCCCACUCUGGCCUUUGUACGCUUGAAGGAUGCAGUGGAGUUGGACUCAGCCCUGGAGGUCCCUGUGCCUGUCAGGUUUCUUUUUGUGCUUCUGGGUCCAGAAUCCCCCCACAUCAGCUACCACGAGAUUGGGAGAGCCAUCUCAACAAUGAUGUCUGAAAGGGUGUUCCGCAAUGAGGCCUAUUUGGCUGAGGGAAGGCCAGACCUGGUGAAGAGUGUCGAGGAAUUCCUAGACUGUUGCAUUGUCCUUCCACCUAGUGAGAUCCAAAACGAAACACUCCUCAAGGCAUUGCUGCCCGUGCAGAAGGAGCUCCUGCGUAAGAGGUACCUGCCAGUGGAGAAGAAGCUGCCGAGGGAGGAGCUCAUCGAAAGCCUAGCAGAGAAACAAUUGAAAGACCAGGUUGGGAAGCCAGACGACGACGACGACCCUCUUAGCCGGACUGGCAGGCUUUUUGGGGGACUGGUGAAAGACAUCAAACGACGGUACCCCAAGUACCUCAGUGACAUCAAAGAUGCUCUCGACCCUCAAUGUCUGGCUGCAGUCAUCUUCAUCUACUUUGCUGCCCUUUCUCCUGCUAUUACCUUUGGAGGCCUGUUGGAUGAUAAGACUAAACACUGGAUGGGAGUAUCAGAGCUUUUACUCUCUACUGCAGUUCAAAGCGGACUCUUCUGCUUGCUUGGAGCUCAGCCUUUGCUUGUGGUUGGCUUUUCUGGACCCCUUUUAGUCUUUGAAGAAGCUUUUUUCAAGUUUUGUGGCGAUAUUCAAUUAGAGUACAUCGUCGGAAGAGUAUGGAUUGGCUUUUGGCUUAUACUCAUAGUGGUUGUUGUGGUGGCUUUUGAAGGGAGUUUCCUGGUGCGCUUCAUCUCCCGUUACACUCAAGAGAUCUUCUCUUUCCUUAUCUCUCUCAUCUUCAUCAUUGAGACUUUCGUCAAACUUAUCAAGAUCUUCGGAGAUCACCCACUGCAACAAGAGUAUAGAAACAGUACUACUUUUCAAGAUGAUAAUCCAACAACGCCCCAGCCCAAUACUGCUCUGCUCUCUCUUGUUCUUAUGGCUGGGACAUUCUUCCUUGCUUUCUUUUUGCGCAAGUUCAAGAACAGCAGUUUCUUUCCUGGCAAGCUCCGACGUGUGAUUGGUGACUUUGGUGUUCCCAUUGCCAUCUUCAUCAUGGCAUUGGCGGACAACCUUAUUGGGGACAUUACAUAUACUCAGAAACUGAAAGUUCCGAAAGGCCUUCAGGUGUCCAAUCCAGCUGUACGGGGCUGGUUUAUCAAUCCUAUGGGACUAGAUACUAAUUUCCCCAUCUGGAUGAUGUUUGCUGCAGCUUUACCAGCUCUCUUGGUCUUCAUUCUUAUCUUCUUGGAGUCACAGAUCACCACGCUGAUUGUGAGCAAACCGGAGAGGAACUUGGUGAAAGGAUCAGGAUUCCAUCUUGAUCUGUUUCUAAUUGUUAGCAUGGGGGGUGUUGCACCACUUUUUGGUAUGCCCUGGCUCAGUGCCACCACUGUGAGGACUAUCACACAUGCUAAUGCCUUGACAGUAGUAGCCAAAACUACAGUCCCAGGGGAGAAGCCCCAUAUUCAGCAGGUGAAGGAGCAGAGGCUCACUGGCUUUCUGGUGGCCAUUCUUGUUGGUCUCUCCAUCCUCAUGGAACCCAUUUUGAAGUUGAUUCCACUUGCAGUCCUUUUUGGCAUCUUUCUCUACAUGGGAGUGACAUCUCUCAAUGGGAUUCAGCUAUAUGAUCGCAUCCUUCUCAUGUUGAAGCCACCAAAAUACCAUCCCGAUGAGGCUUUUGCUAGAAAAGUAAAAACCUGGCGCAUGCACAUCUUCACCCUCACCCAGAUUGUAUGUCUAGCAGUGCUGUGGGGAGUAAAAUCUAGUCCGGGCUCUCUCGCCUUGCCAUUUAUCCUUAUCCUGACUGUGCCUUUGCGACGCUACCUGCUCCCUUUCAUCUUUAGUGAUCUUGAACUUAAGUGUUUGGAUUCAGAUGAUGCUCAUGUGACUUUUGAUGAAACAGAAGGCCAGGAUGUUUAUGAUGAAGUCCAGAUGCCUGUUUGAGCACCUGCUAUGAGACAUCCUUCAGACAGAUAAGGAACCAAUAGCCCUUCCCCAAAACACUGACAAAAGCAGAAUCUGGAAGAAUGUUUUUCUGCAUCUAUAUGAACCACACUGGUAAUCAUCCCACAGAUGUAAAUGCACAAAUGCAUAUCAUCAUCACCUGGAAUCUGUAGGAUUUAAAUAACUAAAAUAUGCUUUCGAUCUUCUUCCAGUCAUGUUAGUUUUGUAGUGAAAUGUUAACAAAAAUUUAGGAAAUAGACUUAUUUUCCCAGAAGGGAAACAAAAACAUCAAAGCUGUGCAAGGCUUGUGAAGAGAUAUGUCCAUGGACUCAAGUUUUAUUGCUGUCUGUAAAUCCAAUUUUUCUUUUCUGUGCAUGUAUGUGUGAGAUUGUGUGCGUACACAAAUGUGUGUGAACCUUUACCAAUUGUACGGAGAAAGCCCCAUCUCAUUUUUUCGCAAAAUUGUUUUUUGUCACUAAUCAGCACCAGUACACACUUAUGAAUGCCUGUCAGAAUUUUCAGAAAGGAAUCAGUGGUUUAGACACCUGGCUGCGGAGCCAGAAGUUUGGAGGUCGAUUCCCCACUGUGCCUCCUUCACCAGGGCCUAGACCUGACAAUCCAUAGCCCCCCCCUCCAGCUCUAUAAUUUUAAACUAAUGAUGAUGAAAGGCUGGAAGUGGAAAUGCAUCUGCUUCAUCCUCACUGUAUUGAUCGUACAUCUGUUGUUGGAAUGGACCGAAAACAUGACCGAAGCUGAGAAGAACUAGCUUGUGUGACAUGAUCUUUCUUGGACAUGGAAGCUGCUGGUUCAGAAAAGACUUGAGUAAGCAGAUAAAAUAUAGAAGGAAGACAGAAAACAAAGAUAUUCUGUAGAAUUCAUUGUGCUGUCUUUGCAGAGGAAAGAAACACCAUCAUUCACCUCUGAUCAGAAAGCUGAUAUGGAAGUGGCAGAACUAUGAGGAAGAAUCAAGACUGCUCUUUGAGUAGGAAUAUUGGCUCAAAAGAACCAGCUCUGAAUGAGUAGAAUGAGGAGAUGCAGUCCAAAAAAUGAGGUUCAGGGAGAUGCUGGCCACUGGAUACCAGAUUUCACUUUUUUGCACCUUCACCAACAGAACUAAAACUGUGGUGGUGAGAGGUCUGAAACAAUCACCCCUGUGAGUUGUCAUUAUCUUCUGCUGCUUUGCUUUCUUUACUUUUUCAUUAUCUGUUCGCUCUUGCCACUAAGUAAAUGGCUAUUAUUUCCCUUUCCUUGGGAGCCACUGCACUCUAACCACUGAACAAGAGAAAUAUUUCUAUCAGUGUAAAUUAGCUACAACAAAUGACAUGUGUGUAUCUUAAAGUGAUGCAUAGAAUUUGAUAUCUAGUGCAGACUUGCAUCCUCAGACUCCUAACUUUCGAAAUAACAAAAUACAUUUCUAGAACUCAUCACACAGGCGAAGCUUGCAAAUCUCUCCUGUGCCUCUGCUUCUUCCUUUUCAAUACAUUUGAAAACUUACCAGAGAAGUAAAGCUAGUCAGAUGUCUUGCAAACGGACUUAACUUAUGUGACAUGUUCUUACUGUAGGAUAUGGUUUUAUAUAUUUAUAGAACAAAAACAUGUGGUAACUGCUCUGCCAUACCUGUACUUUAAAAUGUUCUUGGAGUACAAGAGAAGCAUAUCAAGCAGCUUAAUCGUAUGUGACUAACAUGAUGUCUCACUUCCCCCAGUUCACCCAAAGUCUAUGCUGUAGGUGCUGCUAACAGUUCUAAAUCAAGCCCUGUGAUUCUUUGCUAAUCUUCAUUUGACUUCUCCAGCCACCACCUUUGCAGUCAAACACUUGAUGACGGAUCCCACGCAACCAUCUCCUUCCUCCCAGUUAACUGGAGCAGUGUUCCAGUUUAGAGCAUCCAUUCCUUUUUGUACUGAGCUCAGAAAAUUCCCAUGUUUCCCCAAUUUCUUCUUGGGUGAGCAGGAGCAGGAAAUCUGAAUACAGCUGUAAACAUGUCACACUCUCCUUUUAAUAAUGUGCCCUUCCCUGAAAGUUUUAAAAUAUCUGCUGUCGCAAAUAUGCAUCUAAUUCUACAAGAAAUUAUUCCAGCAAUAAAGUGGGUGUUAUACUUUCCAAACCAUAAAGGUGCUAAAAAUCAGGGAAACCUGUUCUUUGUUGCAACCUGUACUUUCUAAACCCAGGCAUGCGUGGGCUGUUAUGAUGCUUCAUUAUGAGUGAAAAGCUUUCGAACUACAUCUAGAGGACCUAUUUUCCUCAUUGUUGUUUCACCUAACCAAGAACUGAGCCCUGGCUCAAAUUAUGCAUUGCUUAACAAUAAAUCUGAAUAGCAGCACGA